Cutaneotrichosporon oleaginosum is the source of this 1698-nucleotide messenger RNA. RefSeq lists its product as uncharacterized. Gene Ontology annotation, molecular function: histone deacetylase activity. NCBI's taxonomy places the organism in Eukaryota, Fungi, Basidiomycota, Tremellomycetes, Trichosporonales, Trichosporonaceae. The record is from RefSeq and is a predicted model, not a curated record. Gene Ontology annotation, cellular component: Rpd3L-Expanded complex; nucleus.
GCAACAAUCCUCUUUGCUUGCUCAUCCACCAUCCAUCCGCCCCUCCUCCCGCAAGUCUUGUCGCCGAAAAGCUCUCGCCGAGCGCUCCGGCACCAUGAGCGCGCUUGUCGACUACCCCACCUUCUCGGACAGCCCGUUCUUCUUUGACAGGCGCAACUUACAUAUCGCGCAACCCGAGAGCGCGUUGAUGCAACAACACUCCGCCCCGAGUGUAUCUUACUACUUUCCAAAACACGUCGGGAACUACCACUAUGGCGAACGCCAUCCAAUGCGGCCGCAUCGGCUGGAAUUGACGAACAAUCUAGUCCUAGGGUAUGGCCUGCACGAGAAAAUGGCGAUGUACAACCCACGAAGGGCCACCGAGGACGAAUUGUGCGAGUUCCACGACGAGGAUUACAUCGAUUUCUUGAAGCGCGUGACUCCGGCGAACGCGCAGAAACUCACCAAGGACUAUACGUUGUACAACAUCGGAGACGAUUGCCCCGUGUUCCACGACUUGUUCAGCUUCUGCCAGCAGUAUGCGGGUGGGACGCUGGCCGCUGCGCGCAAGCUUAGCCAGGGCGGGACUGACAUAGCGAUCAAUUGGAGCGGAGGACUGCACCACGCGAAGAAGGGCGAGGCGAGUGGCUUCUGCUACGUCAACGACAUUGUGCUGGGCAUUCUCGAGCUGCUCCGCUAUCACCCGCGCGUGUUAUACAUCGACAUCGACAUCCACCACGGUGACGGUGUGCAAGAGGCGUUUUACCUCUCCAACCGCGUCCUCACCGUCUCCUUCCACAAGUACGCCGCCGACUUUUUCCCCGGCACCGGAAACCUCAGCGAGAUUGGCGCCAACCUCGGCAAGCACUUUGCGCUAAAUGUGCCGCUGCACGACGGCAUCGAUGACGAGAGUUACAUCUCAUUGUUUAAGGCUGUCAUGGAGCCGACCAUCACAACAUUCCGCCCGGACGCCAUUGUGCUGCAGUGCGGCGCCGACUCGCUCGGCUGUGACCGUCUCGGCACGUUCAACCUCUCGAUCGCGGCGCACGGCGAGUGUGUCCGCUUCAUCAAGACGUUCGGAUUGCCGCUAAUCGCCCUCGGCGGCGGCGGGUACCGCCAGUCCUCAGUUGCGCGAUGCUGGGCGUACGAGACCGGUGUGUUGACGGGCACUGACCUGCCCGUCGCGCUUCCGCAGAACAACUACCUUGAGUUCUUCGGUCCCGACUACUCGCUGCACCCACCACUCUCUGGCCACAUCCAGAACAUGAACUCGCGGCAGUACCUCGAGCGCAUCCGCAUGAGCAUCCGCGAGAAGCUGCGGUACCUGAAUGGCGCGCCGAGCGUGCAGAUGCAGGAGAUCCCGCCAGAUCUGCAGGGCCUGCUCGAGUCGGAGGAGCGCAAGAAGGAGGAGCGGGACGAGGAGGCGCACAACGGUAUGGCCGGGGAGGAUCGCAGUGACGGGCCGCAGAAGCGCAACGAGUUCUAUGACACCGAGGUUGGGGGAGAUGGGAGCGGCGCAGGUGCAACAGCUGCCGGCCUGGGACCGCGCGGAAAGAAGACAAUACGCUUCUAGCGCGCCCAGCGCCGCAACAUCUUGCUGUAUUGUAAUUGUCGGACUCGCGAUACCCUGCAUCGCCAUGCCCUUGUACUUUCCCGUAGCACUAGUUCGUUCCUAUAGUCGUCACUGUAUGCACAAGUAGCAGCAGCCACAGCAGCAGU